GUCAUUUAUCAAGCAGUGGGUUAACGCCGGUGCACACCAGAAAGGUCAGUUACAUCUAUUAAGUGAUCGGUUUAAAGCGGCACAAACGCCGUCCGACAAGAGCGGAGAGCUUCGGGUUUCGGUAUCUGCUGAUCAAUACCACAAACAGCUGAUCCCCGUAACCCGAGGACGUCGCAACUCGUUGGAAUAAUGGCGACUAUGAGACAUCUUCGGCGAGUGGUGACGGCUACGCCUUCGUUGAAAUCCGCGAACUAUGGGACCGCGGUGCAGACCAACCCGGCGGAACCGCCCGGACCAAACAUGAAGACUGACUGUCCUGGGCCAGAGUCACUGAAACUUCUAAAGGAACUGGAUGCUAUUCAGAAUACCGGUGCAGCUCAGUUUUUCGUGGACUAUGAUCGUAGUCAAGGCAACUACAUUGUCGAUGCCGACGGCAACGUUUUAUUGGAUCUUUAUACACAAAUUGCUUCUCUACCUCUAGGUUACAAUCACCCAAGUCUGGCCAAGGCUAUGUCACGACCAGAAAAUCUGUCUGCAUUCAUCAACCGCCCUGCCUUGAGUGUGUUCCCACCAAAAGACUGGCCGCAGAAGCUACAGACGGCAUUACUUGCUGUGUCACCGCCGGGACUUAACCAAGUGCAGACGAUGUCUUGUGGCGCAUGCUCAAUUGAACAUGCGCAGAAAGCAUGUUUCAUUACCUACAAUAGCCGAUUGCGCGGUGGCAAAUCAAUUACAGAAGAAGAGUUGCAGACUGCUCUGAUGAACAAGGAACCUGGAUGUCCACCACAGACUGUAAUGUCAUUCAAGAAUGCAUUCCAUGGCAGAACCAUGGGUGCCCUAGCACUGACUCACACAAAACCAAUUCACAAGCUUGAUCUUCCCCAGCCAGACUGGCCCAUAGCAGAUUUCCCUCAGCUCAAGUAUCCGCUGGAUGAGUUCACCCGUGAAAAUAGAGAGGAAGAAGAUCGAUGUCUGGCUCAGGUGAAAGAUUUGAUAGAGAAAUACCAAAAACAAGGAAAACCUCCGGUGGCUAUAGCCGUGGAGCCAGUUCAGAGUGAAGGGGGAGAUAACCAUGCCUCUGCAUAUUUCUUCCAAGAACUGCAAAACAUCACCAAUGAGAACAGCAUGGGUCUGCUGAUUGACGAGGUUCAGACGGGGUGCGGCAUCUCGGGGAGGAUGUGGGCUCACGAACACUGGAACCUGCGAGAACCCCCCGAUAUCGUGACCUUCGCCAAGAAGAUGAUGACUGGAGGAUUCUACUGUAGUGAUAAAUUCAGACCCAAAGAAGCAUAUAGAAUUUUCAACACAUGGGUGGGCGACCCGUCAAAGGUGGUGCUACUGCAGGAAGUGGUCAACACAAUCAAGCAGCAGGGUCUUCUGGGAAAUGCUGAACAAGUUGGAAACUAUGUAACGAAGGGACUGGAGGAUGUACAGAAAAUGUACCCUGGACUGCUGAAAAAUGCCAGAGGUUUAGGAACCUUGAUUGCCAUUGAUUUCAAAGAUCCAGCUUCAAGAGACCAGGCUUUGCAGAGGCUGAGGAAAAAAGGUAUUAAUGUGGGCAGUUCUGGAAUUCAGACAAUAAGACUGCGACCAACGCUAGUUUUUGAGAAGAAACAUGCUCACAUAUUCUUGGAGAUCUUUGAAAGUGUUGUCAAAGACAUGCAGAAGUAGUAGUUCAAAAGACUGAACUUGUUAAAUAAGUUCUUUUUUUAAUGUUAUUUUUCCAAUAUUAAGCAGAGCUAUACCAAAGUAUGGGAAAUGUGCUUAUGCACUAGGGCCUACCCUGAUGAAAACCUCAAAGUCCCAUUUGUUUUUGUUAUGUUUUUUGAAAGCAUUACAUGUUUUCUUUAGAAAUCCCAGUUAAAAACAAAACCAAAACAUAUGCAUGCUUGCAGGCAUGGACACCUAGAUUGUGUAGAAAUCUUGAUUAAGGGUCUAUAAGUCAUUGUUUUAUUGUUAUUUUUCCAAUAUUAACCAGAGCUAUACCAAAGUAUGGGAAAUGUGCUUAUGCACUACCCUGAUGAAACCCCCAAAAGUCCCAUUUGUUUUUGUUAUGUUUUUUGAAAGCAAAACAAGUUUCUUUAGAAAUCCCAGUUAAAAACCAAACCAAAACACAUGCAUGCAUGCAGAUAUGGACAUCUAGAUUGUGUAGAAAUCCAGAUUAAGGGUCUAUAAUCCAAUAAUAAUUAAUUUUUUUAAUUUAUAAAGUUGACAGGUUUUUAUGACCAAGUGACCAGAAUCACAUAAGUUCAAUAAAACUGUGUACCAUAUGAUUAAUAAAGUCAACGUUUGAAAAACAAAA
Molecule: messenger RNA, 2302 nt
Organism: Gigantopelta aegis
Lineage: Eukaryota; Metazoa; Mollusca; Gastropoda; Neomphalida; Peltospiridae
Product: 4-aminobutyrate aminotransferase, mitochondrial-like
Exons: 13
Coding region: 190-1671 (493 amino acids)
Biological process (GO): GABA catabolic process
Cellular component (GO): mitochondrion
Molecular function (GO): pyridoxal phosphate binding
Source: RefSeq, a predicted model, not a curated record